This is a messenger RNA of Phycodurus eques (leafy seadragon), 4237 nucleotides long. It is a transcript of the gene wdr26a, whose product is annotated as WD repeat domain 26a. The transcript is spliced from 14 exons. Lineage: Eukaryota; Metazoa; Chordata; Actinopteri; Syngnathiformes; Syngnathidae. The record is from RefSeq and is a predicted model, not a curated record. Gene Ontology annotation, biological process: proteasome-mediated ubiquitin-dependent protein catabolic process. Gene Ontology annotation, molecular function: protein binding. Bases 337 to 2163 code for a protein of 608 amino acids. Gene Ontology annotation, cellular component: GID complex.
AUAAGCAGUAACUUCAACGCGACCCAAGCGCUAUAUGACAGCGCCGAAUACCACGAAAUUCCGCAAAAUGUGGCGGUCGGAAUAACUGUCGCCUUCGUCCUCCGAGAGCAAUUCUUCGUUUUGUUUAGUUUUUUCUGUUGUUGUUGUUUUUUUUUUGUCGCAGCAACCGCCGCGAUUGAAGCAGCAGACUCGGCCGCAGGGGACCGAGACAGUUUGGGCUGCAUCUGGGUCAGUGGGCCUGUCGGCGGCUUCGCCGGUGGUAUUGUCGUCCCCGCGUCUACCCACCGCGUCCGUCGUUACUUUUGUUUCUCUACUCGGCAUACAAACGGUGCUAACAUGCAGGCUAACGGGGCAGCGCAGGACCGAGACCCUGAAGUGUCUUGCCGAAACGGCACCCAGAACGGCGAGUCCUCCGCCGCCGGGGCAGCACACGCCAAUGGACUUGUGUCGGCCACCGACAACGGAAACCCGGCGAGUAACAACAACAACAACGGCGUGUCAGGCCAGCCCGCGUCCAACAACAACAUCAACAGCGGCUCGACCGACACCAACUGUGGCGUCAAGAAGAAGAAGCGCUUGUCUCAGUCCGAGGAAGACGUCAUCAGGCUCAUCGGACAACAUUUACACGAUUUGGGUCUCAAUCAGACGGUGGACCUCCUUAUGCAAGAAUCCGGCUGCAGGCUGGAGCAUCCCUCUGCCACAAAGUUUCGCAAUCAUGUCAUGGAAGGAGAGUGGGACAAGGCUGAGAGUGACCUAAAUGAGCUGAAGGCACUGAUGCAUUCUCAUACUGCUAUCGUGCGCAUGAAGUUCCUCCUGCUGCAGCAGAAGUAUUUGGAGUAUCUCGAGGAUGGUAAAGUCUUGGAGGCUCUGCAGGUUCUCAGAGCCGAACUCACCCCUCUCAAGUACAACACAGAACGCAUCCACAUUCUGAGCGGGUACCUGAUGUGCAGUCAUGCAGAGGACCUGCGAGCCAAAGCAGACUGGGAAGGCAAAGGCACGGUAUCACGAACAAAGCUGCUGGAUAAACUCCAGACCUACUUGCCUCCGUCAGUGAUGCUGCCGCCUCGCAGACUGCAGACUCUGCUAAAGCAGGCGGUGGAACUACAGCGGGAGCGUUGCCUCUACCACAACACCAAGCUGGAUAGUGGACUGGACUCCGUGUCCUUGCUGCUGGACCACGGCUGCAGCCGGAAACAAUUCCCCUGCUACACUCAACAAAUACUUACUGAACACUGCAACGAAGUUUGGUUUUGCAAGUUCUCCAAUGAUGGCACAAAACUGGCAACUGGUUCCAAAGACACUACAGUCAUUAUAUGGCAUGUAGACACGGAAACACGGCAGGUGAAGUUAAUGAAGACUCUGGAGGGUCAUGCAUAUGGAGUCUCUUACUUGGCAUGGAGUCCUGAUGAUUCCUAUCUGAUAGCAUGUGGUCCUGACGAUUGCUCUGAGUUGUGGCUGUGGAAUGUACAGACGGGGGAGUUACGAACAAAGAUGAGUCAAUCUCAUGAAGAUAGCCUCACGAGCGUGGCGUGGAAUCCAGAUGGCAAACGCUUCAUCACUGGUGGGCAGAGAGGCCAGUUCUACCAAUGUGACUUGGAUGGUAACCUACUGGACUCAUGGGAAGGCAUUCGUGUGCAGUGCCUGUGGUGUUUAGGUGAUGGACGGACUGUCCUUGCUUCUGACACCCACCAGCGCAUUCGUGGCUACAACUUUGAGGACCUGACGGACAGAAAUAUAGUCCAGGAGGACCAUCCCAUCAUGUCUUUCACGGUCUCCAAGAAUGGAAGAUUAGCUUUGCUCAAUGUUGCUACUCAGGGAGUUCACCUCUGGGACCUGCAGGAUCGGGUGCUCGUGAGGAAGUACCAAGGGGUGACACAAGGCUUCUACACCAUCCACUCCUGCUUUGGAGGGCACAAUGAAGACUUCAUAGCUAGCGGCAGUGAAGACCACAAAGUUUACAUCUGGCACAGGCGCAGUGAAUUGCCCAUCGCAGAGCUGACUGGUCACACCCGCACAGUCAACUGUGUAAGCUGGAACCCUGUCAUGCCCGGUCUACUAGCAAGCGCCUCAGAUGACGGAACCAUCCGAAUCUGGGGACCCGCCCCCUACCUGGAUGUUCAGGAGGCAGAGGGACUCAAUGAUUGUUGCAGCAUGGACAGCUGAUGAUCGCCGACCCCUGCCGUUGUUGCUCUGAACUCAGCGAGCACUAAGACUCUGGUGACACUUGAUUGGAUGAAGCAAGGAAAGCUUUGCUGACUAGACAGCUGCAUCGUGGAGGCCGGACCAGUAGUUGCUGCGUGUCAGGAGGUCCCACUAACUCAGUUGUAUUAUUGAGACCACACUUGGAAGUCCAUUAUCUGACACACCUCCCCCUGACUGGAUCCACCCACCUCUUAUUUAUUAUCAGAGACAUAAUUUAUUGUUUGUGACAAAACAGUAGAGGGUGUGUGUUGUUUGCUUUGUUCAGUCUUUUUUUUUUUUUUUCUUUACCUCACCUUCUUGAGAUUUUACCUGCAGGAACACAAUGGAUGUAAGAACCCACCCAAAGGGUCUUUUAAAUGAAUUAUCCUACACUAUAUUGUCAUUUUUAAAGUGAAGAAGAGAUUUUAUGGCUUUGUUUUCCUUCUACUUUCUUGCUUACAUACAUAGAAGAGUAUUUAAUGAGCAUGUUGCACAAGAUUGCACAAAAUGACGUGUUUGAUGGUCCACUUACACUUACCCUUAACAGUAUGUCUGUCCUCCAUCUAAUAAGACAUUUGAGUAGCUGACUUCUGGCAAUACAUUGAGAUUGUCAGUGUUCUUUCCUUCAUGCCUUUGUUGUGGUUGUCCUUAAUUUAUUCUGGCUUCACUAGUUGCUCUUAUACAUGAAUCCUUGUUUCAUUGUAGGCUGUUGCCAUCUCUCCUUGCAGACUGCAGUCCACUUGUUUUUAGUAUAUUUUAGUUAAGUUGCAACUUCCAGUUUGAUUUAUUGCUGGUUGAUUUGUUUUCUCGUUAGAAAUGGAGUUUAUAAAGUAAAGAUGCUUUUACUUUUGUUUACAUUUUAAGCUAAUUAAGAAUUUGGAUGUCAAAACAAAACCCCGUGUCAGGUUCUUGAAACUGAUUUCCCCAACUUGUCUGUGACAGAAAUCUUCUGUCAAUAAAUUUGUUCCGCAUCAGACAAAUAUGACACAGUGAUUUAAAAUAAAGCUGCUGUAAUCUUCUAAAACAGCUAAGCGUUGGCAAUAAACAUCUUUCAUGCAGCUGUUGUAGGAUAUUUUCAAUGCCAGUGCUUUUAGUGAGUAUGUUUGGCUGUGAGAUGGAUUUAUGUCCAUGGUCAGGAACGUCACCUAUUGCAUCAGUGAGGCAUCUCGAGAACAAAGGAGCUAUGUGUCAAAUACACACAGUACACGUCAGUUCAAAGGUUGUUGGAUUUGGGUCUUCACGUGAUGUGUUGAGAGUAAACGUAUAUUCCGUAUCACGUGAGCGGCCGUUUUAAGUUUGUACACAUUGGUGAUGGAAUUAAUGUUUUACAAUGAGCAACUCACUUCCCACACAGUGUUAAAAAAAAAAAAAUAAAAAAAAAAUCCUCAUGAACUUGUACAGUUUUCUUUCAGACUCAAGUGAACAAUCUGGUUUCUGAUGUUCUGUGUGCUGUGUAUUUGUGUUAUAUGGCAUGUUUGAUGAGGUUGUGUUUAAAGAUAGGAUACGAAAUAUGUCACAGGGUUCCUGCAUUCCCCCCCCCCAUUUCAAAAAUGUUUCAGUGUACCUUUUUAUUUUUAUAUAUAUUUUGUUUUUGUUUUUACAAGACUGACAACUGAUUGCACUGAAAACUAAAUCCAAAUAAAAUUAGCAGUUUGGUAAGUACAACAGUGCAAUUGCAUAAUAUUUUUAGAAUUUUAGACUAAAAAAGGGAAAAUGUCCAGCCCUAGCAGACAAUGAACUGCACUUGCCUCAAGUGGAGGAACCCUGUUUUAUCUGUCUAAACAGCAGUCAUCAUUAUCAAUUAACACAAACACACACACUUCAGUCAGUCACAGCUGUGGUGUUUGUCUCUGCUUCUAUCAUUUCUUUUGAUUCUGUGGCUCAGGCUUCUCUUGCUGUAAGAAGACAAAGUAGGAACUUCCUUUGCUUGUAGGUAGUUUCUGCCAGAUGCGUGUUAACACAAAAACGUGAUUGUACUGUUCUGUAUUGUUCUGUAUACAAAUUUUCAAUAAAGAGUCAGGGUUUUAAAAUCCCUUGUCCAAUUUUAGAAGCUAAA